This is a messenger RNA of Komagataella phaffii GS115, 963 nucleotides long. RefSeq names its product Thiamine pyrophosphokinase, phosphorylates thiamine to produce the coenzyme thiamine pyrophosphate (. NCBI's taxonomy places the organism in Eukaryota, Fungi, Ascomycota, Pichiomycetes, Pichiales, Pichiaceae. Bases 1 to 963 code for a protein of 320 amino acids. The transcript has a single exon. Gene Ontology annotation, molecular function: ATP binding; thiamine diphosphokinase activity; thiamine binding. Gene Ontology annotation, biological process: thiamine metabolic process; thiamine diphosphate biosynthetic process. The record is from RefSeq and is a predicted model, not a curated record.
AUGGUAUUCAUAAAAACAACGGAACCAAAUUUUGUGGCGGAGAAUGCUGAUUUAGUUGAUAUACCAGUUCCUACUGAUCCUUCUAUAAAUGUGAUACGGCCACUGCAUCCCAUAAUUCGAUACCAGAUUGACGAUAACAAAGUGCCCGGUAAGACAUGCUUGGUGAUACUGAAUCAGAAAAUAAACCUCUUCCCGAGGGUGUUUGAAAAACUUUGGGAUAACACAUAUUUACGGGUAUGUGCAGACGGUGGGGCCAACCAAUUGCUGUCAUUUGUGCGAGAGAAUGGUUUAGAUGAGCAAAAGUAUCUUCCAAAGUAUAUUGUUGGAGACAUGGACUCCCUAACAGAAGAGACCAAAAAUUACUAUCUAAGUACCGGAAAAGUGAUUGUGAAAACUCAAUCAAGUCAAUAUGCUACAGAUUUUGAUAAAGCCAUCACGGUGUGCUUUCUUCACUUCAACUAUCCAAACUUUUUCAAUGAUUUUGAUACCUUGAAUCUUGACGAUAAUAAUGGACUCACAACUUUGAAGAAUUCCUUGGACACCAAAGAAUUUACCGUGCCCUUGGACAUGAUCUUUUUGGGUGCUAUAGGUGGAAGGUUUGACCAGACCAUCCAUUCGAUAGGUGAACUCUACAAACAUGCAUCAGAUAACCUACUCCAAAUGAGGUUUUUCAACACAGAAUACUUAGAGAUUAUCUUUCUUGUACCCAAGGGCACUAAUUUCAUUGUCCUAGAGAAACAGCAUGUGGAUGAUCCUUUAUGUUAUUUGGGGCUGUUGCCCUUGAACAAUCCGUUUAUAAUGCACACCAAAGGUUUGAAAUACGAUGUUGCCAACUAUGCAAGUUCAAUGACUGGUAACAUAAGCUCCAGCAACUACAACGUUGGAAGCAAUGGUUUCUACGUCCAAAACACCGAUCAUUUGGUGGUUAAUAUAGAUUUGAAUCAUAUUCUAGGCGAGGUAUGA